Messenger RNA from Gaeumannomyces tritici R3-111a-1, 180 nucleotides. RefSeq lists its product as hypothetical. The coding region runs from base 1 to 180 and encodes 59 amino acids. The record is from RefSeq and is a predicted model, not a curated record. Lineage: Eukaryota; Fungi; Ascomycota; Sordariomycetes; Magnaporthales; Magnaporthaceae. The transcript is spliced from 2 exons.
AUGGCCCCCUCCUCUGCUGUGGAGGGGGUGGAUUUGGUAACCUGUGGUUACUCGCCCCAGCAGUCACCGAGUCGAUUCCAGAGCCCAUGCCUGACUCUUGUGCCACGGGGAAUCGAUCGGGAGGGCAAGCUUGGGUGGAGUGACAAGCACGGUGUGCGCGAAGCACUUACCUUGCUCUGA